Messenger RNA from Truncatella angustata, 1344 nucleotides. RefSeq names its product FMN-dependent oxidoreductase. The record is from RefSeq and is a predicted model, not a curated record. Bases 1 to 1344 code for a protein of 447 amino acids. NCBI's taxonomy places the organism in Eukaryota, Fungi, Ascomycota, Sordariomycetes, Amphisphaeriales, Sporocadaceae. Gene Ontology annotation, molecular function: oxidoreductase activity, acting on paired donors, with incorporation or reduction of molecular oxygen; monooxygenase activity. The transcript has a single exon.
AUGACUGGAAAGGAGAAGAAGCAACUCCACCUCGGCGCUUUCAUGCGUCCGGUGUCCCUCCACACCGGCGCAUGGCGGUACCCAGGAUCAUAUCCGGACGCCAACUUCAACUUCGCACACAUAGUCUCAUUCGCGCAAAAGCUCGAAGCCGCCAAGUUCGACGCCUUCUUCAUGGCGGACCACCUGGCGGUCCUGAACAUGCCCGUGGAGGCCCUCAGGCGCAGCCACACCGUGACGUCCUUCGAGCCCUUCACCCUGCUCUCGGCCCUGGCGGCGCUGACGAGCCGGAUCGGCCUGGUGGCCACGGCGUCCACGACCUACGACCAGCCGUACCACAUCGCGCGGCGCUUCGCGAGCCUGGACCACAUCUCGGGGGGCCGGGCGGGCUGGAACAUCGUGACGACGGCCAACCCGGACGCGGCAGGGAACUUCGGCCUCGACGAGCACACGGAGCACGGCGAGCGCUACGCUCGGGCCCGCGAGUUCUACGACGUCGUCACGGGCCUCUGGGACAGCUUCGCCGACGACGCCUUCGUGCGCGACGUCGGCAGCGGCAUCUACGUCGACGUGCCCGCCCGCAUGCACGUCCUGGACCACAAGGGGCCCGGGCUCAAGGUCAGGGGCCCGCUGAACAUCGCGAGGCCGCCCCAGGGCUGGCCCGUCAUCGUGCAGGCGGGCCAGUCGGAGCCCGGCAGGCAGCUCGCGGCUGAGACGUCUGAGGUCGUGUUCUGCGCGCCGAGGGAUCUGGAGGCCGGCAAGGCGUUUUACACGGAUAUCAGGGCGAGGGCGAAGGCGGCGGGGAGGGACCCGGAUAGCAUCAAGUUGCUGCCGGCCGCGUUUGUGAUCAUUGGGGACACGGUCGAGGAUGCGCAGGAGAAGAGGUUGAAGUUGGACAGCUUAGUUAGUUACGAGAGCUCCAUUGCGUCCUUGUCGACUCAUCUAGGCACGGAUGCUUCCAAGUUCGAGCCGGAUGCUCCUCUUCCCGCGGACAUACCCGAGACGAAUGCGAGCAAGUCAGGCCGCGAAGCCGUGAUCAAGUUGGCUGCAGACGAAGGGUUGACUGUACGGCAGCUGGCACAGAGAUAUGGCGGUUACUCCGGUCUUGCUUUUGUAGGUACUGCUGAGAGUGUUGCGGAUGAGAUGGAGAGAUGGCUUGUAGAAGAGGGCUCGGAUGGUUUCAACGUAGUAUUUCCUUUCUUGCCCCAAGGACUAGAUGACGUGGUGGAGCGACUGAUACCCGAGCUACAGAGGAGAGGUAUAUUUAGGAGCGACUACGAAGGAGAGACACUCCGCGACCAUCUUGGACUGAAACGUCCAGAGAACAAGUUCUUCACCAGCGCCUAG